AGACACAUGUAUAUUCUUGGGGUACGAGAACGAUUGAGAACGGUGUAACGGUUACAGUUGAAAGUUGGAAACGCCACGAUUAGACUUUCGUCGCGCGGAACACGCCGCCCGUUGCCCGCUGCCCGGGAUGCCCCGUCGCGAGGAGAAUUCAGAUUUUUAUACUAGUUACCGGGCGAACGCGUAGACGCAUUUUUUCAGGAGCACGGGAUCGAGUCGCGGGCGGCGGCAACGGGGCGAGUGUUCGAACUCGCACGGAGAAUGUACGUAGAUUUAACGAAUCGUAAUUUAUAAGUGUUGAUCGACGCGCGGAGAGAAUCGAUGGAAACGCGGAGAGAGAAAAAGAAAAAAAAAUAUAUAUGUAUAUGUAUAUAUAUAUAUGCAUUAUGUAUAUAUAUACAGGAAUGGAGAGGAGGACUCGCCUCCUCGGAUAUUUCCGUAACAGCCUUAACCCGCGGACUUCAGGGGAUCGUUCGCGUACGGUCGAAAGUGUUCAUCGUACUUACGACGAUCGGAGAGAGCGAAACAAUGCAAUAUAUAGAAUCGAAAGGGGGCAGAGAGAGAGAGAGAGCUGUCGACGAAUCGACGCAUCGAAUCAAUUUAACCGUCGGUUCGUUUGAUUUAGUCAACGUUAGGGGAUAACACACUUCUUCCUUUUUGUCUCUUGUUGUUAAGCCGAGUAUAUUCUUUCUGUUUCCUCGUUUCUUCUUCCUCUUUCUUCUCCGGACCGUCUUGGGAUCGUUGCACGUGCAGUAUUUAAGGAUACGAAGCGGUUCGUCAUCGUUCGUUCGUUCUUCCCUCCUUUCUCUUUCUUUCCUUUUCUCACUUUGUUAAUGCCCGUCGCGCGAAUCGAAUCCGUUCAAUUGAAUUCUGUUGUACCGGUCGGCGUUCACCGGCGAACCGUGCCGAUCGCUUCCGUAAAUACCGAGGAUCGAUAGACUGAGAACGGGUGAACGACGGGAGAAUCGGGAGAUGAGAUUAUUGUUGAUCUGUUCGUUGCGAUUGAAUGUUUACGUCUGACGUUGUUCUCGUCGGGUUCCUCUAUCAUCCGAUGUGUCGCCGAUGGAGCGGCGUGUCAGAUCGGACAGCGUCCCGCGCGCCGACUCGAGCGGACCGUUCGAUCAGCGAUCGGAGAAGCAUCGAUCGGAUUGUUUAUAAUAUUUAUUUCGACGUCGAUGAGGAGUACUUUCAUUCCUCGCUUCUCUCGGGCAAGGUGUGUGUCUUCUCGCGGCACUGUGUUCCUUCGCCCUUCGGAUCGAGAUUAUUUAACGUGCGCGUGUUUAUAUCGUGCGGACUAAGCCUUAAGUUGUUAACCGAUAAUCGAGUUUCCGAGUAUACCGGACACCGGCCGGCGUGUCUCGUCCCGGACGUCCAGCCGAUCAUGUUCGAAUUUCCUCGCGAGGGAAACGAUCGCGGGAAUGAUUACGUCGGCCUGCUGUCACGCAUAUAUUACUGUACAGGGAGAGCGAAGUCUUACGCCGGAGGAAGGUCUCUUCGAAUCGUUCACUUUUCUCCUCGAUCGGGACUGACGUCCCAGCUCGGCGACGCGCACGGGUCCCUUAAUUCUCGAGGAGAACGCCUUUGCUCGCGAAUCGCCGAUCCUCACGGAAACCAAAACGAUCUUCUCCUCGGCAACGUCGUCGCGCCGGAAACCGGCGAUCCAUGUACCCACGUUUUUAUAGUUUUGCUAAACGAAUCGCUGUAAAGGGAGGGAGAGGAAGGAUGCGAGAGAACGAGAGAGAACGAGAGAGAGAGAGAGAGAGCGCGCGCGAGAGAGAUAAUUUUUUAUACAUAACUGAUAACUUUCAUUUGAGUGGUAUGACGCGUCGACUGAGAUCUAUACUUAAAGAUGUAUGUCGCUGUAACAUAAAAUCUUUACAAUUAAUUGCUCAGUACUAGGUUAUAACUGGAUUCAACACGAUCAUUAAUAUAGACCGUCGCGUGCCAGCGCACAGAUGCCGCAGCCGGCGAGGAAGAGAAAGGUUUGCGUGGUAGGAGCGGGCGCCGCCGGCUUGUGCGCCGCCAGACACCUGACGCCAAAUUCAAAUUUCGAGGUGAACGUUUACGAGCAGACCAGCCACGUCGGCGGAACAUGGAUCUAUACGGAGAGCACGGGACUCGACGAGAACGGCCUGCCCGUGCACUCGAGCAUGUACCGGGAUCUGAGAACCAAUUUGCCCGCGAAGGUGAUGAACUUCCCCGAUUACCCGAGAAUGAACGCCGAGGAGCCUUGCUGCGUGACGCACCGGGACAUCCGGAGCUACCUGGAGAAUUACGCGGAGCAUUUCGACCUGCUGAGGCACGUUCAGUUCAACACGCGAGUGAAGACCGUUCGCUUGAACACUCGGGAGGCUGAGGAGAAGUGGACCGUCCGGAUCGAACGGUUGAAGACGAAGGAAGAGGAGGAGCUCGAGUACGACGCCAUGAUGGUUUGCAACGGGCAUUACUUCGACCCGUACGUGCCGAGCGUGCCUGGCAUGGACACUUUCACGGGGAACAAGAUGCACAGCCACGCGUACAGGAAGCCGGAGGAUUUCGCGGGGAGGACCGUGUUCGUGCUGGGAGCAGCCUCUUCCGGGAUCGACAUCGGCAUCGAUUUGACCGGCCACGCGGCUCGAGUGUACUUGAGCCACAACGGCGAAAGGUUGAAGAGCACGUUCCCGGGGAACCUGACGGAAGUGGCGGGCCUGGAGCGCGUAGACGGGCAACGGUUCACCCUGAAGGACGGAACCGCCGUCACCGCGGACACGCUCAUCUUCUGCACCGGCUACAAAUUCUCCUUCCCGUUUCUGGACGACAACUGCGGGAUCCGCGUGGACCAGAACCACGUGACUCCCCUGUACAAGCAUCUGAUCAACAUCGACCACCCGACGAUGUGCGUCGUCGGCGUGCCCACCGUCGUCAUACCGUUCCCCAUGUUCCACGUACAAGUGCAAUACUUUCUCGCUCUGCUGGAGAACAGAGCCAGCCUGCCGUCGAGGUCGGAGAUGCUGGAGGAUUCGAGGCUGAAGACGGCGAAGAAGAGGCACGCGCACAAACUGCAGGACAAGCAAUGGGAGUACAACGACUCGUUGGCCGACGCCGGCGGCUUCGAACGCUUGCCACGGUUUUACAGGAAUGUUUACGACAAGUGGUCCGCUCUGAGGAUGAUGGACCUUCUGCGCUACAAGUCGGCGAAGCUCGUCAUCUCCGCCGAUGGGGAAUCCAUUCAGUUGGCUAUUCGCGAUUAACCCUUUGCACUCGGGAGGUGACUCUUAGUCAUCUCUUGAUUUCCUACAGUGAAGCUAUAAAGUUGGAUAUUUAAUAUUAUACUUCAUAUAAUGCAUCAAUUGUUGCUUUGAAAAUUUGAUAGUUUACUGUAUGAAAUCAAGCGGUGACAGCAAGGGGUUAACGAUUUCUCAGAGAAGCUUCUGACCUCGGUGAUUGUAAGAUAAAUCAGGAAUUGGUGAUUUUCACUUGGUAGUUCCAGUGUUAAACCAUUUUUAGAUGCCAACGGUAACCAAGAGGUUAACGUCGACGGGGCUCGGAAAGGCCUCGAGACGAUUGCACGAGGGUUUUAUUUUCAAAAGGGAAAUACAGUCAUAUUGUACGCAACCGA
Molecule: messenger RNA, 3595 nt
Organism: Nomia melanderi (Alkali bee)
Lineage: Eukaryota; Metazoa; Arthropoda; Insecta; Hymenoptera; Halictidae
Source: RefSeq, a predicted model, not a curated record